Messenger RNA from Acanthaster planci (crown-of-thorns starfish), 3909 nucleotides. RefSeq lists its product as uncharacterized. NCBI's taxonomy places the organism in Eukaryota, Metazoa, Echinodermata, Asteroidea, Valvatida, Acanthasteridae. Gene Ontology annotation, cellular component: plasma membrane. The record is from RefSeq and is a predicted model, not a curated record.
UCCCCUUUUCGACCCAAGCUUUGUGCCUUUUUCUCUGGAAAUUCUCUGUUGUAAUGGUUCCGUAUGCGGAUGCUAUAAAAACGGCUGUGAUUGCGCCCAUCACAGCAAUGCAUCACCCGAGGAGGAACCAACAACAUCAGCAAUAUUCUUCAUCAUUCUCCGGUGCCACAUUUUGAACUUAAAUUCUUUCGUGCAUCAUCAGUUAUUUGAACCUCUUAAUCAAAUUGCAUUAUGGCAAUCCCUUUUGCCAACGGGAUGCACAACCGCAAGUUUGCCGAGACGGACGAGAACGCCAACUCGGUCUUCGAGGCAAGACACAAGCUUGCCAACGGAGCCAGCCCACCACGGUUCUGCUCCUUGGAGACCCCCGCAGCCACCCACGCCGGGGCUCCCCAUGCUAACCCCAGUCUCGAGAACAGUGUCGACGCUCCUGCUCCGGCAUCGCGGGGCCGUGCGUGGGCGGUAUUGGGAACCCCCUGGCUGCAAAUCUCCACCUGCAUCAUUGCCGGAGUCAUCUUCGGGCUGUCAAUGGAGAAGGGACGGGUGUUCGAACCGCUCCACAUCCGUAACCAGAUGGACUUCAGCUCCAUGGUGAUGCUCAAGAUGUUCCUGGCCUCUGUGGCCGCGGUCCUCGUCUCAAUGUCGGCCCUCUCCGUCUUGCCGGCCACCAGCCAGCGGUUCGCGCUGGCCCGGGACAACUUCAUCUGCCGCCUCAGCGCCAAGGGCGUGACCGCUUCGAUUGUUGGGGGAACCUUGCUCGGCAUUGGGAUGACAUUGGGAGGCGCAUGUCCCGGAGCUGUGCUUGUCCAGAUAGGCGCAGGAGUCUCCAAUGCAGGCUACACGUUCUUGGGUUGCAUCCUGGGAGCCAUACUGUAUGGAUUGACUGAACAAACAGUUGCUCAUUGGACACGGCCUAAGAACGCAGCGCAGAAAAUCCGAAUUGACGAGAUUGUGGGCAUACCCUUCUGGAAAGUGGCUCUCCCAUUGGGCGUUGCUAUGGCUGCAUCUGUAUACCUCCUGGAGGUGGUGGUGCCUUGGACAUCCGACCUGACCAUACUGAAUGAGAGUGAAGCCUCGCUGAUGGAGCUGAGGAGCUGGCUGCCUUCAGUCUCUGGGGCUCUGAUUGGCUGCCUCCAGAUCCCGAUAGUUCUGGCCAUGGGACAGACCAUGGGGGGCAGUGGGAGCUACUGCACAAUGGCCGCUCAGCUGAUUCCGUCAGCGACCCUGCGCAACAUCUCCCCUUACCUCCUGAGGACCAAGUUUGGCCUGAACAACUGGUGGUCGAUUGUGUACGGAUGCGCGGCCAUAGCCGGUGCCGUCUUUUCGGCCAGCAUGUCGGGGACUCUGGGCAGCACAGAGGGAGUGGCCGCAAUGCACGCUUUCCUGGGAGGCAUCAUCAUGGUGUACGGCUCCCGCCUGGCCGGCGGAUGCACCAGUGGUCACGGCAUGUCAGGCAUGGGAACCCUCUGUCUUUUCUCCUUUGUGGCCGUUCCCGCCAUGUUUGUGGGAGGAAUUGGGAUGCUGGCUGUCAUGAAGCUGAACGGACUUGUGAACUGAAGAGAGUCCAGUAACACAAGGCAGAAUUCUAAUCAGGCUAGUUUGAUAUGGGUUUUUAAAAAGUUGAUAACAGAGAGAGGAGGUGAUGUGAUAUAAUUUGAAAUACAUUUGUAAGUAGGAUUAAAGUUAACAUUUGAAAGAAAUUAUGGACUACACUGUUGAAAAAAAAAGCAGGCAAAAUGUGGCAAAGCUCUCAUUGGGUUGUGGUUUUGAACAUUUAUAUUGCGUGACACUGCAUAGUAAAUAUGACAUUCAGAGAAAUUAAAAACCUCAGACAUGACAUGAUAUCAGUGCUGAAUAUUCCUUGUGAUGACAUGUUGACAUAUUUCAAAACAUGCCUGUAAAAACAGGUAGACAGGUGCUGUUGCGAUCUAUGUGCGCAUUCAUAUUGCUAUUCUCAUUGGAAGAGAUUGUACGGUGUAUCCUAUAAAAACAGGAUUACUGUGGAGCAUUUUACAAAUGCUACUUUUUUCACAGAAAAUUCACCUUUUUAACUCAGGCACUUUGAGACAGAUUUUUGAGUAGCAGAUUUGACGUUUGUUGUAAAGUAUUUCCACUUUUGCUGUGAUGACCAGUUACUGCCCUUGCUUGGAUUUUUUCCUCCAGUGUUUGUUGCUGUGAUAUACAUACGAGGCGGACCAAUUUUUCGAAUGAAUUUAUACAUAUAUUUUUCUUAAAUGCUUGUUAACAUUUUUACCUAACCAGCUGGCUGGAUAUUCAAGAGGAGAAACGCAAGGAGAAAUAAAUGAAACGAAAAAAAAAAAAAAAAAGAAAUGGAAAUGAAGCGUAUUAUAUUUUUGAAUUGUUUGUUUUGGAAAAUCUGUUGUAUGAAAUUUUGCAUAUCUGUAUUACAAUACAAACCAUACGUGCAUGUAAUGAAAUAUAGUCAUAGCUUCACCAUUCGGUCAUAAUGGUUAUCAUAAAGGAUGGUUUUGAAACAUAUUUGAGAUUGGUGUCGUGAUUUUGAAGAGGAUAAUAUUAUGCAGUUUGGUAACUGCAAUGCUUGGUAAUGGACACAUUUGUGUGCAGCCGUUAUCAUGUAAUGUGCUAACGGAUUCAUUCAUGUGAUUGUUUUCUAAACAUUUGAAUUCUAAGAAUGCGAUUCUUAAAAAAGGUUGUUUUUUAUAUUUAUACAGAAUAUAAUCUCAUAGGUUUUUUAAUGCUGCAGAUAGAAAUGUUUGAAUGAGGAACUGUACUAUUUUGGUAAUUUGUAAUAACUGUUUACAAUUUUUAUCGAGCCUGGCAUUUCUGAGAGACCAAGAGAGGGUCAGUAUUUUUGGCAUUUGAGUCUUGGAGACUCCUUGAUACCAUUUAUCAGCCAUUCUCUAUAUCUCUAGUGCAAGUUUACUUUGAGGAAAGGAAAAGCAGCUAUGCUUUGAGGGUGAAAUCCCAGGCUUGAUGUAUAUAGCUUUAGCAGUAAUGAUUUAUUGGUUUGAUUAAAUCCAAUUAUGUUUUUACUCUUAUAUUUGAAGAACUUAAGAAUUCAAGUACUAACAUCUACCUUACACAGUGUGCAGUUUAACACAAAUCUGUAUAUUUGGAUAUAAUCAGUACUUAAAUUAAUAAUUUUAUUAAUGCAAUUGUUCAAGUAUACUCUCUGGACGAACUUUAAAAAAAUGAACCCUUCUUUUACUUAAUAUCUGUAAGCAUCACGUAGUUUAUUAAUGAUUCAUAAACAAAGUCCCUGAAUUUGGUGCACUACAACAUUUUCCACAAUCUCAAAUAUUCUCCAAAACUCGAGUCAUUGAGUCGACUUGAGUCCAACUCGAGUUGCAGUUCUCGAAGAGUUGGUUUGACCGGCGACUCUACAUUAGUCAACUGCCUUGAAGUGAACCGAGUUACAAAAUUAAGUGACUUGUUCCAACUCUGCCACAAGAUGUCAGACUGGCUUGCAAUCAUGUGUGGUAUAUGUAACUAUGUUCUGCAUGGCAUCAUAUGUGCCUCAGUAUGUUUAAUAGCCAACAGACACGUUGCUACAUGAAAGACGACACUCUCUCUUGUUCGGUCGUAGCCCAUAUACCACGGGCAUAAUAAUGAGUAAUUUUGUUAUUGGAAAGUGCAUUGCUAGUUCAUACAAUAUCCUGCAUUAGUUAUGCUGUUCUUGGAAUUUGGGAUUACAUGUACUUAAGUCCCUUCUUUCAGAGGGGUAGUUAAGCACAACCUAACCAUUAUUACGAAAAAUUAAUGAACCCUGAGCAUCAUAUCUGGCAGACAUUUGAUGAAUUCAUGCAUGCUGCUAUCAUGAUGUGUUGUUACGGUUGGGUGAACAAGUUGGUAGUACAUAUAUUUGCUAUAGACAAGGCAAGCAAGUAGAAGUCUCAUCCUGUAUUAAAGACUGAUACCCAAAUACAA